AUGUGUCUGUGUGAGGAACACUCAGACAACUCGACUUCAGAUGAUGAGUACUUCUAUGACAGUGAGUAUGAUUUGGAUGGAGUACAGCUACAGGAUACAAUGGUUGAUGAAAAUGUGGGACUCAGGAAUGAAAUAGACAAAGGGGAAGUGGUUGAUAAUGACACUGGAAGGAAUAAAAGGAAAUGGGUUGAGAAAUAUAAUACAACAACAAUGGGUACUACUUAUGAGAAUAUUGGUGAAGACAAUGAUUCAGAUGAACUAAAGAGUAUUCCAAACUCAUCAUCAGAGGAAAAUGAAGAUAGGGUGACAUACCAAGUGUUUAAUGCCAAGACUGACGUGAGUGAUCCACAAUUCAAGUUAGGUAUGUUAUUUAAGAAUCAAGUGAGUUCAGAGCUGCUGUUAGACAACAUUCUAUUAAAUGCGAUAAACAGAUAA
Messenger RNA from Ilex paraguariensis (yerba mate), 435 nucleotides. NCBI's taxonomy places the organism in Eukaryota, Viridiplantae, Streptophyta, Magnoliopsida, Aquifoliales, Aquifoliaceae. The record is from the annotation of a GenBank genome assembly.